AUGCUUUCUCUUAGCCCCGAGAAUUUUGAGCAGCUGAAGGAAUUCCCAGUAAGAACAGUUUAUCAAUUCGCGUCCAAAGAUACUUGGUUAGAAAACCUUGUUGUUCGAUCCGAUGGUGUCAUUCUUGCUACCGAGAUUGGUCCACCCGCAAGACUUUUGGCUUUUGAUCCAACCCAAGAAACCACUGAAAAGCAGGUCGUUGCUACCUUUGCCAACGUUUUGAGUCUCACUGGAAUCACUGAAGGUGCUCAUAACGUUUUUUAUGUCACUGGCGCCAACACUACUUCUGCUACUAUUCGCGAUCCGCCCAAAAACGCUCCCCAGGUAUGGCGUGUUGAUUACUCUGGUAACACAACGGAACCGGUUAUAACUCACGUCGCAAGCCCUACUUAUCCGACCAUUGUCGACUUCAAUGGCCUAGCUGCAUACAACGAAUCCAUCAUCCUCGCUUCUGCCAGCCACGACAAUGCCAUCGCUGCCGUCGAUGUUGAGACUGGGAGAACUUGGGUAGCCUUUGAGGAUGAUUCAAUGAGCGAUAUUAAUGAUAUCAAGAUCCAAGUUGGUUACAUAUAUUGGACUGCUGAUUCCGAUUUUUGCCGGGUAGAAUUGUAUUCCAAUUUUACCAUCAGUACUGCUGAAGUGAUUGCCCUCGGCUUCGAAGACGAUUCUUCUUUAAACUUCGACGAUUUCGCCCUAUCCCCCAACGGCUGGAAGACCAAUCAAACUAAUAGCAAAGGUCAUAAAUAUGCAUACCUCGCUACAUCCGUCAACAAUUCAAUUAUGGAGAUCAGCUUCGAUGCUAAGACUGGUGGUAACAAUGAGACUGCUAUUAUCGCUGGUGCUCUGGACUCAACCGAGAUUGCCGAGCCGACCGGUGCCGCAUUUGGUCGUGCCCAAGGUCAACUCAAUAAGCUGUACGUUACAACUGGUGGUGGUAGUGGAAUGAAUGUUGAUGUAGAUGGUGUUGAGACUGCAGUAGGAGCUCAAUUGCUUGAGAUAACCCUUACUUAG
Messenger RNA from Botrytis sinoallii, 1011 nucleotides. RefSeq lists its product as uncharacterized. Bases 1 to 1011 code for a protein of 336 amino acids. The transcript is spliced from 2 exons. Lineage: Eukaryota; Fungi; Ascomycota; Leotiomycetes; Helotiales; Sclerotiniaceae. The record is from RefSeq and is a predicted model, not a curated record.